This is a messenger RNA of Aspergillus chevalieri, 570 nucleotides long. RefSeq names its product double-stranded RNA binding motif domain-containing protein. The coding region runs from base 1 to 570 and encodes 189 amino acids. The record is from RefSeq and is a predicted model, not a curated record. Lineage: Eukaryota; Fungi; Ascomycota; Eurotiomycetes; Eurotiales; Aspergillaceae. The transcript has 3 exons.
AUGGACGACCAACGAGAUGCACGAGCCAUCUGGCUCGGCCAUCUCCUGAUGCAAUCAUUUCUAGCCCGAUGGCUGGUCCGAUCCGACCUUCCGACGGACCAGCUCCAGAACCGCCUUACAAACAUAGAGCCCCGCCUCCCUUUCUCCGACCUCUGCCGCACCCUCAGUCUCCAGUUCCCCCUACCAGGCUGUGGCAAAACCGCCCGGGAAGACCUGUACCUGUUCCUAGGAACAGCCUACCAGGCCUACCCGGGGAACCAAAUAUCCCAAAUCCAGCAGAUCCUAGAAGACUAUCUACAACAGAUCCCAGAUCCCCUUGCUUCAUUUGUACAGGAGCAAGGAAAACCGGAAACAGAUACGGAGUUAGCGAGGUAUACAUCGCUGCUGAAAGAAAUGGGCGAUAUUCAAGGCGUGGUCCCGCAGCAUGCCGAGACUAUGCUCCAGCAAACCCCGCCGGUUUGGCGGGGGACGGCGAGUUAUCGCGGCGUCUCGGCUGUCGGCGAAGGGAAGACUAAGAAGGAGGCGAGGCAUCGGGCGUCCAAGGAGGUGUAUUUACUGCUGCAGCGGUAG